AAAAAAAGGAAACUUGAAAACUGCAGCUGUUUUCCGCUUCCUGUGUUUACUUUCACUUCUGUGCGUUGCUCCGUCAGAAGAUGGAUGAGAUAUCAUCUAGUGCAGGCAGCACCGCGGUCCCUUCUGCCAACGUUCCACCUCUGAGGAAAGGCGAGAGCUUCCACGUCUUCAUCAGCUACAGCAGCACCGACUACCAGUGGACGCAUGGGCUCAUUGAGCAGCUGGAAGCCCAAAGCCUACACGUCUGCUACCACGAGCGCGACUUCACGCCGGGACGCACGGUGUUGGAGAACAUGUCCGAGUGCAUCCAGGAGAGCCAGAAAGUCCUGCUGGUCCUCAGCUCAGAGUUUGUGAGGAGCCGCUGGUGUCUCCUGGAGGCCAACAUGUCUCUGUUCCGAGACUGCCUGGAGAGGAAGCCUAUCGUCCCCGUGCUCCUGGAGCCGGACAUCUGCGUCCCGCUCCACCUGUGUCACCUCACCUACCUGGAAGCCCAUAAUCCAGAAUUCUUGGCCAAGCUACUGAAGGUGCUCUUCACCCCCAACCGGCAGCUCCAAGGCUCCACAGUGGUUCCCUACCAGCCGCCGUCCAUCUACAACGGGAAGGCCCUGCAGCCUUUAACUGCCGUGAACGUGGAAAGUCUUCAGGCGUGGGACGCCGGCCAGUUCAGUGAGAUGGACGUUCCGGACCAACUGCGCCUGAUCAUUGAAGACCAAACCAAUUACAAGGAGGCCAUUGGCAUCAUCAACAGCGUGUCUCCUAAGAAAGUGUGGCUGCGGCCACUCUGGAAGAGGGUGAUGUUCUAUGUUACCGGGGUGACUGUCUUUUUGGGGUUAUUCACAAUGUUUUUUUAUUUGACAGUGUGCGCUAUGCAUAUUUUCCCCAUAAGCCCCACCUACAAUUCCAUAGGAGAGCGGGCCAUAACCAUCCUAGGUUUCUUCUCCGUUCCAAUCAGCUUGCUCGUUCACCUUGCUCUUUGGAAGCUCGAUGACCAGAAGUACGUCGUGAGGGAGAUGCAAAAAGCUGCGGGUCAAGCCAACGCAAUCCUCAGCAAGGAGAAGCUCCUGAUGGGUUGUCAGUCCAAUUCCGUCAUUUAUCUGACCUACAUUUCCCUGGACGCUUGCAAAGGGGAAUUUGCGGACACGUUUCAGCAUCCGGCCAGCGCGGAGAAGCUCUUUAAAUUAGCUCUAGUCCAGUUCUCCUCAGGGUACGCCUGCUGCCUUGCUAAGCGGCACUUCCCCUUUCCACAGCCUUGCCCCGGCCCGGCUCAUUUGGAGGGAGGGGUGUGUUUUUGUCAGUAUGUUUCCCAGCAACUGAGCCGAGGAGAGUGGAAGUGAAAGUAUUGCGAAUACCAGGCAGACCAAGCAUUUGGUAUCUUGACUCAUAAAUCAAAUAUUUUUGGGAAGAGGAGACAAAAAUGGACAUGACACUGAAGACAGUAUACUGAUAUGUCUGCAAGAUUUUUUUUAACUUUCUGAUUAUGCAUUGUACUGCAGUAACCUCUCUAGGGUUUAUGUCUGAAGAUUGACUUGCACCGCUGUCAAACUCAAGGCCCCGGGGCCAGUUCUGUCCUGCCUCAAUACAAAAUCAUGUACAUAGAUGUCUUGUUUCUUGUUCAAGUCUGUACCAAAAUUGCCUAACAUUAAAAUGUAGCACACUCUUUUGUAAUUCCUUUUCAAAAUAAAUUGAACAAAUGCUGAAAAAAUUC
Molecule: messenger RNA, 1705 nt
Organism: Syngnathus acus (greater pipefish)
Lineage: Eukaryota; Metazoa; Chordata; Actinopteri; Syngnathiformes; Syngnathidae
Exons: 2
Coding region: 81-1334 (417 amino acids)
Biological process (GO): inflammatory response; immune response; toll-like receptor signaling pathway
Cellular component (GO): membrane
Molecular function (GO): transmembrane signaling receptor activity
Source: RefSeq, a predicted model, not a curated record